CGCUUCCCCGGGCGCCCCCUCCCUCCGCCGCGGCUCCCCCCCUGCGCGGAGCGGUUGCGGCCCCCCAGCUUGGCUGCCACCGCCCCCUCCGCGCCGCGGAGCGCACGGAGCGGCGCUGCCUGCAGACGGGCUCCCUGCGGCGCUUCGGGGCGGCCCCCAGCUCGGCCCCCCGCUCCUCCGCCAUGGACGGGGCGGCUCGCCGGGGGGUGCUGGCCGCGCUGCUGGCCUGCGGGCUGCUCCUGCUGGGCGCCGCGGCCACCCCGACCCCGCCGGCCCCCGCCGGCGGCUCCCCGCAGGACACAUGCACCUCCUGCGGCUUCCGGCGGCCCGAGGAGCCGGGCAAGGUGGACGGGGAUUUCCUGGAGGCGGUGAAGAGGCACAUCCUGAGCCGGCUGCAGAUGCGGGACCGGCCCAACAUCACGCACGCCGUGCCCAAGGCGGCCAUGGUCACGGCGCUGCGCAAGCUGCACGCCGGCAAGGUGCGGGAGGACGGCCGCGUGGAGAUCCCCAGCCUGGACGGGCAGGCGAGCGCCGGGCCCCCGGCCCACGACCCCGUCUCCGAGAUCAUCAGCUUCGCCGAGACAGACGAUCUGGCCUCAUCUAGAGUCCGCCUCUAUUUCUUCAUCUCGAAUGAAGGGAACCAGAACUUGUUUGUCGUUCAAGCUAGCCUGUGGCUUUACUUGAAGCUGCUUCCAUAUGUCUUAGAGAAAGGCAGCAGGCGAAAAGUAAGAGUCAAAGUCUAUUUCCAAGACCCGGACACUAGCAACAAGUGGAAUGUGGUUGAAAAGAAAGUUGAUCUCAAAAGAAGUGGUUGGCACACUUUUCCCAUGACAGAGGCGAUCCAGGCUCUGUUUGAGAGAGGAGAAAGGAGACUGAACUUGGAUGUUCAAUGUGAGGGCUGUGAAGAGUAUUCAGUGCUGCCAAUUUAUGUGGACCCCGGGGAGGAAUCCCACCGGCCUUUUUUAGUGGUGCAAGCCCGCCUCGCCGAUAACAAACACAGGAUCCGGAAAAGAGGCCUAGAGUGCGACGGCAGGACCAAUCUAUGUUGCAGGCAACAGUUUUACAUUGACUUUAGACUCAUUGGGUGGAAUGACUGGAUCAUAGCACCAUCAGGUUACUAUGGGAAUUACUGUGAAGGGAGCUGCCCGGCCUACUUGGCCGGCGUCCCGGGGUCGGCUUCCUCCUUUCACACCGCCGUCGUGAAUCAGUACCGAAUGCGGGGGCUGAACCCGGGCACCGUGAACUCCUGUUGCAUUCCAACCAAACUUAGCACAAUGUCAAUGCUGUACUUUGAUGAUGAAUACAACAUUGUGAAAAGGGACGUUCCCAAUAUGAUUGUGGAAGAAUGUGGUUGUGCUUGAUUUAAGGUGUG
Messenger RNA from Gymnogyps californianus (California condor), 1372 nucleotides. RefSeq names its product inhibin subunit beta B (gene INHBB). The transcript has 2 exons. Gene Ontology annotation, biological process: BMP signaling pathway; SMAD protein signal transduction. Gene Ontology annotation, cellular component: extracellular region. Bases 183 to 1361 code for a protein of 392 amino acids. The record is from RefSeq and is a predicted model, not a curated record. NCBI's taxonomy places the organism in Eukaryota, Metazoa, Chordata, Aves, Accipitriformes, Cathartidae. Gene Ontology annotation, molecular function: growth factor activity; cytokine activity.